CCGGGGACCGGUUUCUUUCUCUCCUCACCUCCCAGCUCCUCCAGGUCUGCCUUUAAAAGACAGACAGUUCUGCGCUACUGCAGAAAACACCACCAGCGUCCCUAGGAGACCGGACGAAGUGCGCAUUAGGAGUUUUCUUCUGGCCGAGAGGGGGAGCCCCGCGAUCCCAGCCCCAGCGACUGGAAGUCCCUACCCAGCCCGGGCCUUCGCCAGCGCCAGUUCAGGCUUCGGCAGAUUAGGAGGAGGGAGGGGACCGGAGCGCGGCGGUCCCGGGCCCAGCGCGGUGUAGACGUGCACAAAGUUUCCUUGUCCGCCACGGACGCGCGUUCGCGGGCCCAGGUCCCCGGAGAGCCCGUGUCUGUCUCAGCCAAGCGGCCGCAUCCCUCUGCGGAGCCACGGAUACUGAGUGUUCCUGAGCUGAACGGUUGGGAGGAUCCACAUCAUGAACCGUGCUUUCAGCAGGAAGAAAGACAAAACAUGGAUGCAUACGCCUGAAGCUUUAUCAAAACAUUACAUUCCCUAUAAUGCAAAGUUUCUUGGCAGUACAGAAGUGGAGCAACCAAAGGGAACAGAAGUCGUGAGAGACGCUGUGAGGAAGCUGAAGUUUGCAAGACAUAUCAAGAAAUCUGAAGGCCAGAAGAUUCCUAAAGUUGAACUGCAAAUAUCAAUUUAUGGAGUAAAAAUUCUUGAACCCAAAACAAAGGAAGUCCAACACAACUGCCAGCUUCACAGGAUCUCAUUUUGUGCAGAUGAUAAAACAGACAAGAGGAUAUUCACUUUCAUAUGCAAAGAUUCCGAGUCAAAUAAACAUUUGUGUUAUGUAUUUGACAGUGAAAAGUGUGCUGAAGAAAUAACAUUAACAAUUGGCCAAGCUUUUGACCUGGCAUACAGGAAAUUUCUAGAAUCUGGAGGAAAAGAUGUGGAAACAAGAAAACAGAUUGCUGGAAUGCAGAAAAGAAGCAGCAGAGGCAGCAGAUGCUGGAUCCAAGAUUUAGAAACAGAAAAUAUGGAACUUAAAAAUAAAGUACAAGAUUUAGAAAACCGGUUGAGAAUAACUCAUGUGUCAUCCUCUCCAGCCGGCAGUGUAACAGGGAAGUCUCCUUCCACUGACAUCUUUGAUAUGGUUCCAUUCUCCCCAAUAUCACAACCGUCUCCAACACCUACUCGAAAUGGCACACAGAUCCCACCAGUACCUAGCAGAUCUGCUGAGAUCAAACGGGACCUUUUUGGAGCUGAACCUUUCGACCCAUUUAACUGUGGAGCAGGGGACUUCCCUCCAGAUAUUCAGUCCAAAUUGGAUGAGAUGCAGCGCCAGAGAUGGAGGGGUUCAAAAUGGGACUAACUCUUGAAGGCACAGUGUUUUGUCUCGACCCGUUAGAUAGCAGGUGCUGACGUCAAGAAUGAGUGAUCCUGACUUAUGUUUAAUUUGUUUCUAUACAUAUAUCUCAUUCAUUAUUUUAAGGCAGUUACUAUAUCCAUGCCAAUAUAUUUUUGAAUAUUUAAAUGUUUUUAAAUCUAUGGAAGAAAAAACCUCCUCACUUUCACUGUUGAUUUAUCUUUUAUUUUGAGCAGAACUAAGUGUAAUGGAUAUUGGACUUUUAUGUUCUCCUCUGUGUUAUGGGUGAAUUUAUAAUUGAAAGAUAAGUUUUCUGAUGAUAUGCCUUGUGUUCUAAAUAAUUAUCAUCUUGAAAUUUAUGCUCAUUCUCCAGGACAUUAGUUCAGUAUCCUAGUCCCAAAGCCAUACCUUGAUAUCUUUCAGAUUUCUUAAGAGAGACCACUAUCAAAGUACACAUGUUCUAUUUUGAUAUCAAUAAACAAGUGACCAGUGUGUGUAAAAUGUUCAUCUCAUUAUGAAAAUCUAAAAUUUAGCUAUUAUGCUACCAGCUUACUAAAUUCUACCUGGUAAAAUAAGAAUAUAAGUUCCAAUAGUAAUUAUAUAAAAUAUAUUUAGAAUAUUAGUAAAUAUGAAAAAAUAACAUCAGUCAUUUAAGCUGUAUUCUAAAAAUGUUUAAUUUGUCUCAAAAAUAUCAGUUGUGGAAAAAUUGCUUCCCUGAAAAAUUAAAAUUUUAUUUUUAGUGUGUUGUCAUAUUAGUAUAUCAUUGGGCCAUCUUCUGCUUUGUAUUUUAAGAAAUGGAGUUUAUGCUUUCUACAAAUGUAAUGCAUAUUGUCUAUUUUUAUUUUACCAAUAUUUUUCAGAUAUCCUGUGAUGUGGCAUUUUUCUGACCAACCUUAUGUCUCAAUGCCACACUAGUCUUCAUACUUUAAAAUUUGAGAGGUGUUCUAUUUAAAUUUAAGAAUAUUUAACAAUUUUAAUUUUCACUUGCUCUGUUAAAGUCAGAAUCUAUUUCUCACAAAAAAUUCUCAUCAGCUUCAUCUUAAAUAUGAGCGAUAAAAUUCUUUAUUACUCAUUCUGAUAUGCUGAUGAAACCUGACCUUUGAAAACAUAUGCUUCCAAUAUAUUUGCCCAUAAUGUAAAAUACUAACAGUGAUAGUGCAGAAAAAAAAAAAAAGUGGUCAAAUUUUUAAUUUGGUUUAUCACAAUAUAAGGAAAAAAAGUAAUGAAAAUCUAGGCUUAGUUGUGGGAAAUUUAUCAAAACUAAGUAGAUUUUUCUCAUGGAGUUUUAUGCAGGUGUUAAAGGUAUCUUUUCAUUAGGAACAGAAAUCAAAUGUGCUUAUGCAAUUUUAUAUUUGUACCAUCAUGCUCUAUGGGUAUAGAUGAGUCUUUCUGUUUAUGUUCUGUUAUACCUACCUGCUAAGUUAAACCUUAAUUAGUGGGUAGUAUGUGUUACAUCAGGCAGUCUUUGCUGUUCUAUUUGUCAGAUAGUAUUUUGGAAUUUGUAUAAUGAGGCUGUUUAGAAGCCAUCUAAAUGGCUUUUUUUUUUAACAGAUAGAGUUUGUAUUUUUAUUGUACUUUAAAAAGCUUUAUGUACUAGGUAUAUAUUUAGCAAACAUUUAAUAUCAAUUGUAACACAAUAGAAUACUAAGAUGAUAUUUGCACAUUUACGAUAUGUUACCAAUUUUUAAUGGUGAUCUGUUCUGCUACUGGCAUGAUCAAAUAGUAAUAAUUGGUCAUUAAUAUGAACAAUUACUUCACCAGUGAAUUUUUAUGAAAACAUGAUUGGAAAUUGUAUUUCUAUGUAAACUCAAUGAUAUGUUUGAUUUUGCUGAGAAUAAAAGAUUUUA
Molecule: messenger RNA, 3183 nt
Organism: Onychomys torridus (southern grasshopper mouse)
Lineage: Eukaryota; Metazoa; Chordata; Mammalia; Rodentia; Cricetidae
Gene: Gulp1
Product: GULP PTB domain containing engulfment adaptor 1
Exons: 13
Coding region: 443-1342 (299 amino acids)
Source: RefSeq, a predicted model, not a curated record